Messenger RNA from Hydractinia symbiolongicarpus, 1275 nucleotides. RefSeq lists its product as uncharacterized. The record is from RefSeq and is a predicted model, not a curated record. NCBI's taxonomy places the organism in Eukaryota, Metazoa, Cnidaria, Hydrozoa, Anthoathecata, Hydractiniidae. The coding region runs from base 75 to 1241 and encodes 388 amino acids. The transcript has 8 exons.
CAGCUGAAAUAAGAAAUGGCCAUAUAUUUAUGCACAGUGAACAACCUUUUCUAACUUGUACUACUUUAUAAGUCAUGUUCUGGUUAGGAAUUGCAUUUUUCGUCAUCAUCAUUGAUGCACAAGCCGUGUUUCAGCCUAGAGCUGAUCAAUUCAACUUGGACACAUAUGAAAAAUAUGACCACGUUCCCAAAAACAUUCGCUUACAAGUUAAACUCUCGAACACUGCAUUCGCAAGUCGAUUGAGACCUGGCCAUGCUAAAGAUACGCACAGCUGUGACGUCAUUUCCUCAGUACCUAAUGACUUGACAUUUAUAACCAGAUAUAAUUACUACAGAAAAUACACAGAAGCAUAUGGCAUACCUGUUGUGUCAUCGUCCAGAGUUUCUGAUGCUGCAUUGAAAAGAGCUUGUUACAUAGCACGUUUCUUAUUUGCUGAUCGAAGAGAUGUCAGAGAAAGCAUGUACAAACAUUUUGGAAGAUUUGGAGUGAUUGGAGUUAAUGAACAGACAACAACAAUCCCAGAAUUCAGUCACAUGCCAAAAUGGUGGGAUACUCGCGCACGGGGACUAGGUGGCGUUCUUGGGCGGCCUAUCUCAACAGGUGGAGAAGAAAAUUUACUUUGUUUGAGUAACGACAGAUACAGAGGAGAUGAUAUUUUCUUUCACGAAGCUUCUCAUGGUGUUGCAGAAGUCGCCAUACGAGGAGGAGGUAUUCCUGGUUUCUACGAUCGUUUAUUAAGUCAAUUCAAUUACGCGAAACAAAUAGGUUUGUGGCGAAACACGUACUCAAUGACAGACUCGAGAGAAUAUUUUGCGGAAGGGAUGCAAAGUUUUUUCAAUUGUCAUAUUGAAGCAGAUCCACCAAAUGGUAUUCAUAAUCGCAUCAACACUCAUCAAGAGUUGAAGGCGUAUGAUCCAGGAUUGUACAACUUGAUCAAAGAAGCGUAUCCAUGCAUGAAUAAAUAUCAUACAUGCACGUUGAAUCCACCAGACAUGAGGAUGAAUUGCGAUGGUAGUAAGCCUGCCACUACACACGCAACAUCAUCCAAGACGACGCACGUCCCUUCAUCGAAUACGACGCAUGCGACCACAGUGAUGACGCGUCCACCAAUCGCGACAACCAAACCACUUCCUCCGGAUUGCAGAGAUUAUAAUCAAUAUUGCAGUGAAUGGCAGAAGGUUGGCUACUGUAACCAACAGUAUUUGAAACUAAAUUGUAAAAAAUCUUGCAAUUUGUGUUAAGAUAAAUGCAAAACUCAAGUUUCUCUUUACACAA